Messenger RNA from Parnassius apollo (apollo), 540 nucleotides. The record is from the annotation of a GenBank genome assembly. Lineage: Eukaryota; Metazoa; Arthropoda; Insecta; Lepidoptera; Papilionidae.
AUGCUCAAGGAACUUUUAGAAGAAGUUGGUAACCAGAGCUACUCUAUUAUACUGGAUGAAUCCACUGACGUAACAACAGAAAAGUACAUGGCAUAUUGCAUCCGAUACUAUAAUUCAAAACUAGAAAAAAUAGUUGUUGAUUUUUUAGGCUUUCAGGAAGUAUUUGAAGCAACAGCUAGCGGCCUAUAUACAUCAUUUAAGAGUUUUAUGUCUAAAAUGGGUUUGAAUCUCCAAGAUCUAAUUGCAAUAGGAACUGAUGGAGCAAUAAGAGAAUUAGUUGACAGGUUACCGCUUAAUGUGUCGGUGGUGGAAAAAAUUGAACUUUUUGCACCAAACCGCGUAUGCCUCUCAACCGGCAAACAAAACAUUAAAGAUUUUCCCUGGCAGUUAGGUGAUCCCAAUAUUGACCGAGAAGCUGUUAUGAACCAAUGGCGCGUAUUAAGCACUAUGCGCAUUGAGGAGAUAAUCGGAACAGCUGCUUCUCCUAAUGACAUUGUAAAUUUUUGGAUACAAUUCCGGUGGAUCUUGCGCGAGUACUAG